CAAAGAUAAAGAUCCUCUCAUGGAGCAACUUAGUAAUGCCGAAAAUCAUGAUGUGGAAAUUGGAAGGAUCAAUGUGGUUACUUGGAUGGAUUGUUUGGAUCUUAGAAUGCUUGCUGUGCUAGCUAAUUCGACCCUAUCUAGCUCAAGGUUGGAUAGUGAACGUAAUGGUUACUUAAGUUCCGAAUCUGUGUUGGAUAAGCUUAUUAAACAGGUUCUUCAGGGUGUGCAAUUAAAGGCCUGUGAAUUGAAAUUAAUACUACUUAUUGAUUUGUACAACUGCUCCGCAAGUGUUUCCCAUGGUCGUGAAGUUAUGCUGGUACAUAUUGAAUAUUAUGAUAGGUCAGAUUAUUGGAAAGUGAAGUAGCUCAUUACCAGAUUGGACAUAUCUUUUAUAACCGUGACCACAAAUGCUCACAUACAUAGGUGAUCCUUUACUGCAUAAGCAUAUUUUCUGUGCCAUUGUCAUGGGUAAUAAAAUCUGUUUGGACAGUUUAAUUUUGUUAUUAUCUCAUUAACAUUAAGGUUUUAGUUGCUGAAUUGGAAAAC
Dendrobium catenatum is the source of this 546-nucleotide messenger RNA. RefSeq lists its product as uncharacterized. Bases 20 to 364 code for a protein of 114 amino acids. The record is from RefSeq and is a predicted model, not a curated record. NCBI's taxonomy places the organism in Eukaryota, Viridiplantae, Streptophyta, Magnoliopsida, Asparagales, Orchidaceae. The transcript is spliced from 3 exons.